ACAUUACAUGCCAAGGGACGAGAUGUCGGACCGGAUGAGGGCGCCUGACAGGCCGAACGAACAAUCCGACACACGCAGCUUCCAAUGGCCUGUCGACGAGCACUGUCCAGGACAGACGUUGAGUGAACGCCAAUUAAGGCUAACCUUGCGGAUCGGAAGGACCAUCCCAGUCGCCAAGAUGCUUCUCCCCCCGAGGUACACGAAUGCGCAGGUGUUGGCCACUGCGUUGUAUGGCCAUAUCCUGGUCUGCAUCGACAGCAUGACCAGGGAGACUGUGGCCAUCAAGUGCAUGCAGCGGUCGUUGGCAAGUGGUGCUUCUAGUCAUGCUGCCGACGACAUCGAGAUGGAGGUGCGCGUUCAUCGUACUCUAAGUGCCAACGGCGGCCACACCAACGUGCUACGGCUGCGCGACCACUUCCAAGAUGAUGCCCAUGUGUGUUUGGUGUUGGAGUACUGCCCGCGAGGCGAUCUGUUUACCAUCCUCGGCACGCAAGGGUUGCUAGAUAUGUCCACGUCGUGGAGGUGGUUUGAGCAAAUUGUACGAGCAGUGGCGUACAUGCACCGUCGGGGGUUUGCCCACCGCGACCUGUCGCUUGAAAACGUGCUUGUCGAUGGACACGGGCACUGUCUCGUGUGCGAUUUUGGAUUGGCCACUCCAGCGUCCUCAUGGUCGUGCGAAAGCGUCGGCAAAUCGUUUUAUAUGGCGCCAGAAGUUGUCGCGGGAGACGUGUACGACCCCAAGCAAGCUGACGUGUGGUCGUUGGGCGUCAUCCUGUACAUGCUUGUCGUGGGGACUCCCUUGGUCGGCGUCGCAAGUGUUGGCGACCACCGAUUUCGCUACUUGGCCACGCAUGGCGUACGAAACCUCAUGGCCCACACCAUACACAGCCCGCGAAUGGAUGCAAAGGCGGAGCAGUUAUUGGAAGGAAUGCUCGCCCUGGACCCAGCAGUGCGAUUUAAAGUCGACGACGUCCUCAAGCUCACCAGCGAGUCGUCUCGCUCACCGCAUCGAUCGAUUCGCAAAACCAUUUCAAAGUGGUUCGAGUCCAAGCGUCGACGUGGAAAAGGUGCCAACAAGUAAAGAGUCGUGAAUUCGCUCGCAGGUCAGAAAAUACAUGGCAUUCUACGAGCAAUUCGGUAGCAUGGCUUUCGCUCU
Messenger RNA from Aphanomyces invadans, 1156 nucleotides. Its product is annotated as serine/threonine protein kinase. The coding region runs from base 8 to 1081 and encodes 357 amino acids. The record is from RefSeq and is a predicted model, not a curated record. The transcript has a single exon. Gene Ontology annotation, biological process: protein phosphorylation. Gene Ontology annotation, molecular function: protein kinase activity; ATP binding. Lineage: Eukaryota; Oomycota; Saprolegniomycetes; Saprolegniales; Verrucalvaceae.